AUGCCCUUAAGACCCAGGGCUUCCUCCCAACCUGGGAUGUCUGCUGUGCAUCUCAGCCCCAAAGUGACGGCGGUCCUUCGACCCCGCGCCUUAACCUCCAGCUCUCGGGCAGCCGUGGAGGACCAGCUAUCAUGCCCUGUGUGCUGUGAGAUCUUUGCAGACCCCGUUGUGCUCCGGUGUAGCCACAGCUUCUGCAGGGCCUGUCUGCACCAGUUCUGGAGCAAGAAGGGGACCAAGCGCGACUGUCCUGUCUGCAGGAAGAGGUGCUCACUGACUGAGCCCACGGUCAGCCUGGUGCUGAAGAAUGUCUGUGACACCCUUGUGCAGGAGCAGAUGGGACUGGCCACCAACGGAUUAGGAGGUGCUGCCACCACCAAUGGUGCAUCCAGGCCUCCUGACCUUUGUCCUGCUCACAAAGAGCCACUCAAACUCUUCUGUCAGGAUGAUGAGGAGCUGCUCUGUUGUGUGUGUCACACGUCCAAGAAGCACCAGGGCCACCGCAUGUGUCCCAUGGAGGAGGCUGCGCUUGACCUCAAGGCAGAGUUGAAGAAAGAACUUGUGCCCAUGAAGAAAAACCUCCGGCGCCUUUACGAGGCCAAGCAGGAGCAUGACGACGUUACUGUACACAUCAAGAACCAAAGGCAGCAGGCUGAGAAACAGAUAAGGGAGGAGUUUACAGAGAUAAGGCAGUUCUUAGAAAAAGAAGAGGCAGCAAGGCUGGCUCGGCUGGCCGAGGAAGAGGAGGAGAAGAAGCAGCUGAUGAAGAAGAGGACGGAUUACAUCACGCGUGACAUUCUCACGUUCUCUCAUGCCGUCAAGGCAAUAGAUGAUGAGAUCGCUAACGUUGAUUCCCAGUUUCUGCAGCAUUACAAGCUCAUAAAAAAGAGGACUCAGUUAACAUUCGUUGAACCAGAGAAGGUUCCAGCUGCUCUAAUCAAUGUGGCCAAGUAUGUGAGCUCUCUGAAGUUCAGCGUGUGGGAGAAAAUGCAGGCCAUGGUGGAAUAUACUCCUGUGACUCUGGACCCCAACACAGCCUACCCCUGCCUGUCCCUAUCCAGGAACCUGACCAGCGUGAGCAACACCGGGGUCAUGCAGAAGCUGCCUGAUAACCCGGAGCGCUUCAACCACUUUGUGUUUGUGCUUGGAUCUGAGGGUUUCGCCUCGGGCCGCCAUGCUUGGGAGGUAAUGGUGGGGGAGAACAACGACUGGGUCAUUGGUGUGGUGAAGGAAUCGAUAUCCAGGAAGGGCAAAAUCUCAGGAGGUCCCGAGGGAGGCUCCUGGAACAUAGCUCGGUCAGACGGCCGCUACACGGCCAUGACGGCUCCGCCAACACAGCUGAACAUAAGUGGUCAUCUGGAGAGAGUGAGGGUGAAGCUGGAUUAUGAGGCUGGAGAGGUCAGCUUCUCCAACCCUCUGGACCUAACGCCCAUCUACACCUUCACUGACCACUUUAGAGAGAGGAUGUUUCCAUUUUUCUGCCCCGGGGCAAAUAUCAACGGCAGUAAUCCAGGCCCUCUGAAGAUCUGCCCAGUUAAAGUGGCGGUGUGGAACAGCAUCUCCUGGUGACAGUGGCUUUUAAAAGCAAGCAGGAUGUAGUUAUAGUCCCUGCUGUGUAUUAAGUUGUUAAAUUCUGUUAUGUUUUUUUUGUUUUUUGACUGAUAAACUGUAGUCAGCUGUUAAAUCAAUGCAAUGUAAUGAAAAUACAUUCAAAAUUCUACUUUUGUUCAAGUUGGUUAGGUGUUGUACAUUGGUGAGGGUUUCACUACAGUUCAAAAGUUUGCUAUCAAUAUUUUCAGUAAUAUAAAACCAGAUAAAUGUAUUAGCUUCUUGUAAAAUGCUUAAUACGUAAAACAGGUUUCAAGCGAUUACUACUAAUUAUUAGGACACUAAAAAUGUCCAGAAUGAAUAGUGGCGUAGAUGAUUCCAAAAUGACCGAGAAAGCUGUGUAACAUCAAGAGUUACAUUCUGAAUUUUUUUUUCUUUCUAAAAGGUGGCGAUCAAAUCAGAUAACGUGAUAAAAAUAAAUAAUUACAGCAUAUUAUUUAUGACUUAAAAACUCCUGUUAUUGAAUGAAACAAGCUUUUGGCAUCUAGCUUAACUCUGCAUUGUACAAAACAUUACUGUAUAAAAUAGAAGAUAUUAGAGAGGUAUAAAAUGUUCUACUGUAACAUUGAUGAGGUCUUUCAUGACGUGUGGGUCUUCAAUAUGUAUGUAUAUAUGUAAAUGGUCAUGGAUCACCAGGGCACAGUGUUCCCAGCGUAAUCAAAGAACCCACCGUGAUGCUGUUCAUUGAGUGAACUCAUCACUUUCAGCAGGCCUUCAACACUCUGCUUGGCCUCCAUUGGUGCCUAGCAAAAAAAAAACAACAAAACAAACAAAGGGGGGGCUUAACGGUCAGGGUUGCUUUGGGUGACCACAUUAGCUAAAUGCUAUGAUUAGUGUAACUGGAGAUGGAUGGUUUAUCAGCCAUCAAGCAGAGGUCAACCAAUGCAUGCAGUCAUGAUUAAACUGACUGGAACCCAGUUUUCAGCAUAUGUUUUAAAAAUAAACAGAAAUAAGCAAA
Pygocentrus nattereri (red-bellied piranha) is the source of this 2563-nucleotide messenger RNA. RefSeq names its product tripartite motif containing 35-12 (gene trim35-12). Bases 1 to 1566 code for a protein of 521 amino acids. NCBI's taxonomy places the organism in Eukaryota, Metazoa, Chordata, Actinopteri, Characiformes, Serrasalmidae. The record is from RefSeq and is a predicted model, not a curated record. The transcript has 7 exons. Gene Ontology annotation, molecular function: zinc ion binding; protein binding.